Messenger RNA from Lithohypha guttulata, 1422 nucleotides. RefSeq lists its product as uncharacterized. The transcript is spliced from 4 exons. The record is from RefSeq and is a predicted model, not a curated record. Bases 1 to 1422 code for a protein of 473 amino acids. Gene Ontology annotation, cellular component: cytoplasm. Lineage: Eukaryota; Fungi; Ascomycota; Eurotiomycetes; Chaetothyriales; Trichomeriaceae.
AUGUCUGUUGUACAGCCAUCGGCACCACUUGACCGUGGAGUUUCUCCUCUGAUGUCGAACAAUCCUUUUCGCAACAAACUUACCUCCCCGAUUAAUGCUCAGCCUUUACCUCAACCAACAUCCACGAACCCCUUCUUAGAUGCUAGCGAAAUCAAUCGAGUGGACGAGAACAAUCAAAUGGCUAGAACCGCCAACCAGUCUAUUGAAAAGACUACCAAUGGCCUUGGGGCCAUGAAUAUCAAUGACAGACAAAAUGAGCCACAACAGAUGAGAUCACGGCAAACAAACGCUGGUCCUCGCAGACCUGAUCAUCCUUCAUUGAGAGGUUUUCCCGAACCACCAGGACAUCGACCUUCUGUUUCCAACGAGGACAGAAUACGGCAACAGACGCGCGGAGGGCUAGACAUCUUCGCGGAUAGAUUUGGGUUGAAGUCAAAGGGUACAGAAAGAGAGCGACGCCCACGACGCAACUCCGAGAGCUCAGUUCGUGAUAAACCAGUCAUGGAUUCUGAAGAGGAGCGAAAACGCAGGGAGCGUGCCUACCGCGAAUCCAAGAGAAGCGGCAGCAAGUCUACCAAGCCAAACAAGAAACUAGACAUCAUCGACAAACUGGACGUGACGAGCAUUUAUGGUACAGGAUUAUUCCACCACGAUGGUCCUUUCGACGCCUGUAACCCUCAUCGAAACAGAAGGAGAGAGAAGUAUGCGCCAAUGCAAGCGUUCCCGAAAGACUCAGUCAACAUGGUCAUGGGUGGCUCUGGACCAGUAAACCGUCAAAUGGACUAUGACCGAUUCCAUGGACGCGGCGGAGAGGCUCAUGGUGAUUUCAAUGAUGCAGCUAUCAUCGAGGAAGCCGAACCAUAUCGAAAGGAUGUGAAGGCCGACCCUGCUCUCGGCUACAACCCCAAUGCGCGAGAAGUCAUACAUGGCAAUGAAAGUGUUGGCCUCGGAACGAGCACGUUCCUGGAAGGAGCACCAGCAAGUCGAGCUGCUAUUCAACGCCGAGAAAGCGAAUACGAGACACAACAAGUGGAAGAGCGUCCAGGACUUGGACGAAAGAAGUCGUUAGCACAGAAGAUUCGAGGUGUGCGACCGAAUCGUGAUCGAUGGGGUUCCCCAGAAGGACGAGGACCAGCCAGUCCACCUUUGACGGGUCCCAUGACUGGACAGAGCGAGAGCGGUGUCAACCCAUUCUUCCGAGAAUUCGAUGGUGAGACUAAGAAGGAACCAACGGCCAUCACUUUUGAUGAACAGGCGAAGACUGGUCGAGCUCGAGCACCAAGUAGUCCUAAGAGGAACAUGCUCGAGAGAACGACAACAGGAGAGUCUGUCGAGGGUAGCACAAAGCCGACCGGUCUGCUGGGACGCAUGAAAUCCUUGAAGGGUGGAAGACGGCCGGUUCGCCGAGACACGAGUGGUUAG